AUGGCAUGGGAAUAUGGAAAUGUUGUGUUAGCACUUCAUAUGCAUACCCCUGUUGAUAUGCAGUAUUCCCAAACAUUCUAUGUUGCCCUCCAUGAGAAUGUUCUGAUUUUGACGGGGGUAUAUCUUGCUGAGAGGCUUAAUGGUUUCUUGGGUGACAAUUGGAAAAGCUUUGCAGGCCAGAAUUAUUUUGACCCCCAUGGACUCUUUCUCUCAGUGCUCUGGUCAGGGCCUCUUCUGGUCAUGGCAAUCAUAAUCUUGGUUAACACCCUCUUUGCUUUAUGUCAACUGAUUGUUCGGUGGAAGAGAGCAGAGCUCAGACAGCGUGCAAGAGAAGCUCGCAAUAAACAGGAAUGA
Ilex paraguariensis (yerba mate) is the source of this 354-nucleotide messenger RNA. The record is from the annotation of a GenBank genome assembly. NCBI's taxonomy places the organism in Eukaryota, Viridiplantae, Streptophyta, Magnoliopsida, Aquifoliales, Aquifoliaceae.